Messenger RNA from Mandrillus leucophaeus (drill), 1630 nucleotides. RefSeq names its product MEF2 activating motif and SAP domain containing transcriptional regulator (gene MAMSTR). Gene Ontology annotation, cellular component: nucleus. Gene Ontology annotation, biological process: regulation of transcription by RNA polymerase II. Bases 57 to 1100 code for a protein of 347 amino acids. Gene Ontology annotation, molecular function: transcription coregulator activity. NCBI's taxonomy places the organism in Eukaryota, Metazoa, Chordata, Mammalia, Primates, Cercopithecidae. The record is from RefSeq and is a predicted model, not a curated record. The transcript is spliced from 9 exons.
CCUGCCCCAGAGCACAGCUUCGCCGAGCCCACCUGGUCCCCAUCCCGGCCUUGGCAAUGACCCUGGCGGCUUCCUCCCAGCGUUCCCAAAUCAUUCGCUCCAAGUUCCGAUCUGUCCUCCAGCUUCGGAUCCACAGACGGAAUCAGGAGCAGAUCUCGGAUCCAGACCCGUGGAUCUCAGCCUCGGGCCCUCCUCUGGCCCCCGCCUUGCCCUCGGGCACGGCCCCUUUCCUCUUCAGCCCUGGGGUCUUGCUCCCCGAGCCAGAAUAUUGUCCUCCUUGGAGGUCCCCAAAGAAGGAGUCUCCCAAGAUCUCCCAACGCUGGAGGGAGUCCAAGCCCAGGGGGAACUUGACAUACCACCAGUACAUGCCCCCAGAGCCGAGACAGGGAUCCAGGGCGGACCCCCAAGCCGAGGGGUCCGCCCUGGGUCCUCCCGGGCCACCUCUGUGGGAAGGGACAGACUCGCAGCAGCCACAUCCUAGGUAUGACGCCCCUUUCUGUUCUCCCGGGCCCCAGAAAUUCAGGCCUUUAAAACUCAGGCCCAAGGCCCUGGCAGCCGCCCGGCGUCAGGGCUCGGUCAAGCCCAGCGCAGCAUCUCACAGGCCACCUCUUCCACGUGCCGUGGAUACCCCGGGGACGGCGCCGGCUCCAACCACCACUUCGGCUCCUGCUGCAGCUCCAGCCCUGAACCCUUCCUCAGCGCCGGGCUCACCGGCUCUGACUCUGGAGGAGGAGCUGCAGGAAGCGAUCCGGAGGGCGCAGUUGCUUCCGAACCGGGGCAUCGAUGACAUCCUGGAGGAUCAGGUGGAGCCUGAUGACCCCCUGCCCCCCAUUCCCCUGGACUUCCCUGGCUCCUUCGACGUGCUGUCCCCUUCCCCGGACUCUGAAGGCCUCUCGUCUGUUUUCUCCUCUUCACUCCCAUCUCCCACGAACUCCUCCUCCCCUUCUCCCAGGGACCCCACGGACUCCCUGGACUGGCUGGAGGCCCUGAGCGGGGGUCCUCCUCUGGGUUCUGGUCCCCCACCCCCCAGCAUCUUCUCUGCUGACUUAUCUGACUCCAGCAGCAGUCGGCUGUGGGACCUGCUGGAGGAUCCGUGGUGAUGGAUUCUGGGAUUUACAGAGACAGAGAACUGGUGGGGGUGGAGAGAAGCUCUUUGAGGGAGGAGAGGGAACUACCAGCAGAGCCCCUCCUACCGCAGACACAGGAUGGGAGACAACCUCCAACCCCACCUGCCUCCUGAAGUGCUGCUGACAUGCAAUGCAACUGCCUGAACUUUGCCUACCUGGCCUCCUUAUGAUCCCCCUCCGGGAUGGUACCGUUUGGGGGCUUCUUUUGCUGCUGGCCACAGCAAACAAGCUGCUUGCUGCUUCCUUCAGAGGCCUCAUGGAUGUUUUUACAUGCUCCCGACCCCAGUAGAUGGCUGCCUGUUGUUUGGGGAGCCUGGAAGGUGGUUAUGUCUUUUGAAUGCAGGAGAGGAGCAAGAAAGAGUGGAGAGGGAGAAUGGGGGAGCCAGACCCUGACCUCCCGGGGUUGUGGUUGGAGAUGAAAAAAUUAGAAGCAUCAGGUCUAAGAUCAGCUUCUCUUGGAAGCAGAGUCUGAGACAAGAUAUAAAUGCCAGUGAUUUAUUAAA